AUCAACCACAAGCGCCGUGGGCCCCGCCUCCUCAGGAGCUUCUCUGAGAGCAACGCCACGAUCGAUGAAUCUGAACCCAUCGGUCUUGAUCAUAAGAUUGAAGGGGAUGCUGAUGGAGAGAAUUCAGAAAAGGUUGUUGGUAAUGGUGCUCAUAGUGAUGUGGGAAAUGGGGGUAUUGGGGAAGAGGAGAUGAAGAAUGGUGCGGUUGUGGAGGUUGAAAGAGAGGUGGAGUUUGAUGAUUUCCUUGAUUCUCGAGAUUCGAUGAGUACGCCUGGCAAUACUCCGAGCAAAGAGGAAUUGGACGGGAGCAAUUGGGGGGAGCGGUCGUGGAAGGCGAGUACUCCUGCCGGGGAGUAUUAUGAUGCAUUUGAAGAGAUCUCCAGUGACGGUACAAGAUCAUCUUCUCGAAAUGUUAUUGAAGAUGAGCUACGUGAGAUGAGGUUCAAUCUUCUAAUGGAAAUUGAGAAGAGGAAACAAGCAGAGGAAGCCCUUGAAAACUUGAGAAGCCAGUGGCAAAGUCUUAGCAAGCAACUAUCACUUGUGGGUUUAACACUUCCCGCCUUUCCAGAUACAGAUGAGACUGGUGAACAACCAAAUCCUAACCCUGCUGAGGAGUUAUGCCGGCAAAUUGCUAUUGCACGUGCUGUCGCUGGUUCUAUUGGAAGAGCAUGUGCACGCGCUGAGGUUGAGAUGGAGAAGAAACCUCAAAUUGAGUCCAAAAACUUUGAGAUUACUAGGCUUUGGGAUCGUCUACAAUACUAUGAAACAGCAAACAGAGAGAUGUCUCAACGAAAUCAAGAGGCUGUCGAAAUGGCACGGCAACAGCGUCAGCAAAAAAAGAGAAGGCAGAAAUGGAUUUGGGCCUCAGUUGGUCUCGUUGUAACUCUGGGAGCAGCAACUUUAGCAUGGUCUUAUAUUCCGUCUUCAAAGCCUCCUCAUGAAGCUGAAUUCACAGCCAGCCAUAGAGAUUAAACUCAAAAACAUCAUAUGAGACACAUGAGGUUGUGUCUGUCUUUUCAUAUAAAGAAUCUUAUAAGCUCAUGUAUAAAAUGGCCCUUCACCUUUCUUGAAGUACAGUGUAAAGGCUUCUUCCUCUUUGUGGUCAAGCAAAUAACAUUGUGGAGGAACACUUGUUUUUCUUAUUCUUUUGCAUUGUGAUAUCAAUGCAGUCACAGAAUGAAAUUUGAGAGAAGGUAACCGGUAAGUUAACUUUGGUUGACGAUGGUCGUGAGGUGUUUGUUUGUCGCACUGGUGAUGUUUGUUUUUAGGGUUUAUCUGAAAGCCUGAAAUA
Asparagus officinalis (garden asparagus) is the source of this 1291-nucleotide messenger RNA. RefSeq lists its product as uncharacterized. NCBI's taxonomy places the organism in Eukaryota, Viridiplantae, Streptophyta, Magnoliopsida, Asparagales, Asparagaceae. The transcript has 3 exons. The record is from RefSeq and is a predicted model, not a curated record. The annotation marks the transcript as partial.